This is a messenger RNA of Nerophis ophidion (straightnose pipefish), 2504 nucleotides long. Its product is annotated as class I histocompatibility antigen, F10 alpha chain-like. NCBI's taxonomy places the organism in Eukaryota, Metazoa, Chordata, Actinopteri, Syngnathiformes, Syngnathidae. The coding region runs from base 64 to 993 and encodes 309 amino acids. Gene Ontology annotation, cellular component: external side of plasma membrane. The transcript is spliced from 6 exons. The record is from RefSeq and is a predicted model, not a curated record. Gene Ontology annotation, biological process: immune response.
AGUACAAUUUCUGGCUACUCUACCCACCUCUGUGUGGAGGUUGGUUAUGUUGAUGAAGUUGAGAUGAGUUACUAUGACAGCAACAUCAGGAAAGCAGAAUCCAAACAGGACUGGAUGAACAAAAUCACCGCAGAGGAUCCAAACUACUGGCAGAGAGAAACAGAGAAAAAAGUUUUUAGACAACAUGUCUCCAAAGACAACAUUGAAAUACUUAAGAAGCGUUUCAACCAAACUGGAGGUGUUCACACUUACCAGGUGAUGACAGGAUGUGAAUGGAAUGAUGAGACUGAUGAGGUUAAAGGUUGGCAGCAGCACAGUUAUGAUGGAGAAGAUUUCAUAUCGUUGGACAUGAAGACAUGGACAUGGACCGCAGAAAAACAACAAACUUUCCCCACCAAACUCAAGUGGGACCAGGACAUACGUCUACUAGCCGAAUAUAAGUAUUAUUUCACUGAGGGAUGUCCUUCUUACUUGAAGAAGUAUAUGGAGUAUGGGAAGAAGGUCCUAAUGAGAACAGAGCUUCCAGAGGUGUUCCUCCUCCAGAAGACGCCAUCCUCUCCGGCCAGCUGCAUGGCGACAGGUUUCUACCCCGACCGAGCCGACUUGUUUUGGAGGAAAGACGGCGAGCAGAUCUUCGAGGACAUGGAGCAGGGAGAGCUGCUCCCCAACCACGACGGAACCUUCCAGUUGUCUGUGGAGCUGAAAGUGGAGGUGACGGUUGAGGUGGGGGGCAAGUACGAAUGUGUGUUCCAGCUGUCUGGCGUCAAGGAGGACCUGGUCACCAAGCUGGAGAGAAAAAGCAUCCUGAGCAACGCAAGCCAUGAAGGCAAUGUGAGCGUCACUGCCACGCUGGCGGUCCUCGCUGUGGUGGUCCUCCUGGCGGCCCCCAUCAUCAUCAUCUUCAUCAUCAAGCGUCGCCGAAGCAGACAAGCCCAAUACGAUCCAGCUGCUGGUGACGGUGGUAACGAGCUCUCAGAGAGACGUGAAGGCUGAAGGCUGAGUGACACACAGCAGUCGGCACACAGUGAGGACUUUGCUUUUUCACGCACCUCCAAAUGUUCUUCUGACUUUGUGUGAAGAUGAUGUUCACUCUGCCACAUGCUAACAUCUGCACCUGCUUUUGUUGGGAAUGUGCUGAGUCAUCUUCUUCCUCCAGGAUGCUUUGUGCACUGGAACACAGAGAGAUGUCUCCAUCGCUGAGGGACCUCAUCACACUUGGACUUUUCUUUCACAUCUGCACAAAUUGCUCCUCGUCUUACAUGAUGUCUUCUUUGGCUGUUUAUGGCUGAGCAAAAACCUUCAAUCUGCAUUUGUCAACAAUAUUUUGCCAGUGAAUUGUGUUGAUGUUGAUCUUUGUGUCCAUGUAGUUGUGAUGUCAUCAUUUGGGGUUCAUGUGUCAUCACAUUGACAAAGAUUUCUUCUUUCCUUUUCAAACCAAUAGACAGCUGCUUAUCAGCGAAUAUCACCUUGUGUCACAACUCAUCAUUAUUUUUACCAAUAUUUUGGAACAAUAAUACCAUAUUUCGGGACUGUUCUAUGUUAAUGCUAUUUUUUUUAAUGUAGCAUUUAAGAAUGAUGAUUAUGAGAACUGCUGUCCAGUUGUUAUAUCUUGUUUUCUGAUGACAUUAGUCUCAUUUGCAAUGCAGUUGCACUUCCAAGACCAUUAGAUGGCAGCACUGUAUAACUAUUUAUGGUAUGUUGUCCAACUAGAAAGUAGAUUUUUUAUCAGGAAAUGUAUUUGUUACGUUGCGCCCUACAAAGUGUCAAUAUUGUAAGAAUAGUUCUCAUUACACAAAACUGUAAAAUUCUAACUAUAAUCUUAGUUGUUUCCUUUACCAAAUUCCAAGGUUUUGAAAUCGCCAUGUAAAAUCGCUCAAGUUAAUAGUAGCCUGUCUUUGGAAAAUCCUAUGUAAAUUAGCAAUAAGCUAGCGCAUUUUGGAAGAGUGUCGCGUUUGUUUACGUUUGAGCUGUUUUUUAUUAAGUACUGUGUUGGUGUUGAAAAUGGCAACAUGACUUAGAGGGACUUUGGCUGAGUCCGGCCUGAGUGCUGCUUGAGUGAUUGUUUACGUGAGCCCGUGUUUAGUCUGAAAGCAGACAUGACCAGUCCGAAACCGGACAUGACGUCACAUGCAACAAAGGUAUCGAACUAUGGCACAGUUUGAUUUUACGUUAAUUGAUAGUACCGAGGGAAUUUGGUCAUUACCUACAAAAGUACUGAACUUGGUAGCCAACACUACCAGUUAGUGUGACGGAGGGGGACAGUGACACAAGAUUUUUAUGACAAACCGUUGAAAAUUAUUUAUAUUUUUUGAAAAUAUUUGCUGUUUUUUUCCGUUCCUUUUUGCAUAGUCAUAUUUUUGCUUGAUUGCCAAACAUGCCGAGGAUGUCAUUUGGGAAGUAAACAAGGUAGGCCGUUCAUAUACUCUUGAUAUUCAGUGUUUUAUGUGUACAAUGUUUCAUGUACAUUCUGGGGGUUUUAUUCAGUAAAAACUUGUCAAAUACAA